Molecule: messenger RNA, 135 nt
Organism: Racocetra fulgida
Lineage: Eukaryota; Fungi; Glomeromycota; Glomeromycetes; Diversisporales; Gigasporaceae
Source: the annotation of a GenBank genome assembly
ACCCUCUGGAACCGUGACACAAAUGCUGCCCGUAACAUCCGCCGCCUAUUAGAAGAAUUUCACCGAUCUGAAGAUAGAGACCGAUAUGAAGGAGCCGUUCGCCGUAGUUACUUCGGGAAUAAGUCGGAUGCAUAG